CCACGACAGACAGCCAGCUUCUCCCCACCGUCCAUCAUCCUCGCUGCGCCCUAUUACUCUUCCUCCGCACCACUCGCGUAAUGGACACCAUAAUCUAUCGGCAGUAUAGUGGCGAGUCUGAAUUACCUCAUAUAAUGGCACUCGUUCAGCAUGAGCUGAGUGAGCCGUAUGUUAUCUACACCUAUCGCUACUUCCUCCAGCAAUGGCCGCAUCUGGCGUUCCUCGCGUACCCGAGUCAGUCGUCUGACCCGGUGGGUGUCGUCGUUUGCAAGCAGAGCAUGCACAGAGAUGUCUCGAACAGAGGCUACAUCGCUAUGCUAAGUGUACAUAAGAGCUGGCGAAAGAGAGGGAUAGCAAGCACGCUCGUCCGGCGAACCAUUGAGGUCAUGAAGAAGCAUGGCGUGGAAGAGGUGGUACUCGAGACAGAGUACGAUAACUCGGCAGCGUUAUCGCUGUACGAGUCUCUAGGAUUUAUCCGCCAGAAGCGUCUAUACCGCUUCUACCUCAAUGGCAAGGAUGCGUUCCGGCUGGUCCUGGUUAUUCCUCCACCAGAGGUCGACGAGGACGAUGACUCCAAGCUCGUACCGAAGCGGCUGCCGAUCCGGUUCAUGGCCCCGGCGCGAACCAUCGCUAUACCCGCGCUUCCUUACAACAGCGAUGACGAAGUUUCUUCGCGGUGAUUGAGUAUUAACUUAUGAUCCUAUCAGUCCGUUCUCAUCACUUUACCUUGGUUCCCUCGUCAUGACUCGCGAUCACAUCGUUUGUUGUUGUACAGCGUAUUUAUUGGACCCCUCCCCACUCAUCUCCCUGUAUUACUGGUGUACCGCUAGUAUCUCCCGGGUUCGCGUGAUAAUGGUACUUUGCUUGUACGGUUUGUUUCUGGCUUGUAUCUUGCUUUCUCGCUCCCACUAUUGACUUACACG
Molecule: messenger RNA, 923 nt
Organism: Dichomitus squalens LYAD-421 SS1
Lineage: Eukaryota; Fungi; Basidiomycota; Agaricomycetes; Polyporales; Polyporaceae
Product: acyl-CoA N-acyltransferase
Exons: 5
Coding region: 81-680 (199 amino acids)
Biological process (GO): N-terminal peptidyl-methionine acetylation
Cellular component (GO): NatC complex
Molecular function (GO): protein-N-terminal amino-acid acetyltransferase activity
Source: RefSeq, a predicted model, not a curated record